GUGGACAUACGUCAACUGUCUCCUGCCCAAUUUGGACAGGCGCAUGGAUUGACAUCCUAGCCAGCAAAAUUUUCAGUGCUAUGGACACAAGCUGCGGAUCCAACCUUCCAGAGGCCGCCAGAGGACAAUCCAGAAUGACCAAAGCGUCCCGAUCCAUGAAUCACGGUCCUUGGCAGGGGCACGCAAACGAGCAGCGAUUCCUGGAAGCGCUGGCCGACUUCAUGGAACAGUCCUGGACAAUUGUGUGCCAAGUGCGAGAAAAAGCCGGACUGAGUGCUAGCUAUGAGAUGAGCUCGACGGAAAUCGCCCGGCGGAUUGAGGAGGUUUCCAGGAAGCUGGACGGCAAGUACCGAGAGGUGCAGGCACUGGAGGCUCAAAAAGCGCAGCUCUUGCAUAAGGCGCCUCCUAAAAGCUCCACCCAAGCGGGCCAAAGAAACCCUGCCUCUGUCCAGAGCCAAUAUCGAGGACCUAGAAAUUUAGCAGGAAGCAGUGGAGAGUACUGGUCCUCCCCAUCGGCAGCCUCUUCCCGAAGGAGAACUCAAUUUAGUGCUGGCGCGUCUCUAUGUCCUCCUGAAUGUCCCGAUUACUCACAUUUUUAAAUGGUUCCAGCGGAGGCUUUGGAUCUGGGGAUCUUGGGUUUUUGAUAAAUGCAGUGUUUUUGAUACGCGGCCGUUAAUAAAUCUGUUCCCAAAUGAA
Molecule: messenger RNA, 696 nt
Organism: Dendroctonus ponderosae (mountain pine beetle)
Lineage: Eukaryota; Metazoa; Arthropoda; Insecta; Coleoptera; Curculionidae
Exons: 4
Coding region: 81-599 (172 amino acids)
Source: RefSeq, a predicted model, not a curated record